Oncorhynchus tshawytscha (Chinook salmon) is the source of this 669-nucleotide messenger RNA. It is a transcript of the gene tmem174, whose product is annotated as transmembrane protein 174. Bases 1 to 669 code for a protein of 222 amino acids. The record is from RefSeq and is a predicted model, not a curated record. The transcript is spliced from 3 exons. NCBI's taxonomy places the organism in Eukaryota, Metazoa, Chordata, Actinopteri, Salmoniformes, Salmonidae.
AUGGCUCCAACUAAAAGCACAAACACAGGAGUGGUACCUAUCUCCAUCGGAUCCAUCCCUCCUCUGAGCCAGUUAGACAGCCACGUGUCAGUUUCAGAUGGGGAGAAGACAGGGGCUACCCUCCUGUUCUCUGGGAUAUUCCUGGAUCUGGUGGGCAUGACGUUCAAAGUCAUGGGCUGGCUUAAGUACAAUGUCAGCCGCAGCUUCGAGUGGACCCAGCUGCUCGACCCCAUCCUGAUGUCUGUAGGAGGCACCUUCAUCCUCAUCAGCGUCUGUAUGUUCAGGAUUCUCUCCUGCCGGGUGUGUAAGCCGAAGGACCGUGGCGAAGAGUUUUCUGAAUCACUGACGAUCCCAGGGUCCUGCCAAUCAAUUGUGUUCAGUGGGAUCAAUCAGCCAAUAAUGUUUCACAAAGCCACGGUAGUGCAGUAUAUCCCAUCUCCAUAUGGAUUUGUGACACAGGAAAUCGCUGGGAAACGAUGGACCCCCUACUCCCAUGUCGGAAGCGUCAACCACCACCACAAACUGACGGGUCGGAUCCGGAUGGAUGAGGAUGGGGCGGUGGGGAGUCGUUGCUUCAGAUCCACAAACGCCUUAUUCACUGCUGGGGACCAUGUGAACGGAACCUUGGGAGAGGUGAGUGCAGAGUGGGGAGCUGUCAGGUUGCUGUAG